AUGUUAAGCUGACCUGUCUUUCGAAUUUGAAAUUUGACUCAGGAAAUUCGGAGUGAAAUUUAUUAGUAAUAUUACAAAGCAAAACACUAGAUUUAUUAACUGUCGUUAUUGUUAGUCUGUCGAAACUACUAAUAUUAGUAAUAACGUUAUUGGGCAGUUGCAAGGGGCGUAGUUUAUCAUCUUUAUAUAUUUAUAACUGCUUCACAGUAACAGUUAGAAAUUAGAGAUAUGCCCAAACGCAUAUAUUUCUUAUGGAUUCUAGAAGAUACCACAUGAAUAGGGAAGUCCUACGAGAUAUAACAGAUAUCUAUGGGCUUGCUCCAAGCCACUUGUGGUUAAGACGCCAAUGGCAUCUUAAGGAAAGAGAACGUAACAUUAUUGCUGCAGCCUUUAGUAUUGUCGUGAUAGCAGCACUAGCCACAGCACUGGCUCAGCCUCACUGGUUUUAUUUGAAAGGUGGAGAAUGUGAUGGGAAAUAUAUUGGUGUUCAGGAAUUUUUCUCAUCUCAUCAUACUGAAAUAUCACAUCAGGGUUACCCAAUUUCAAAACAAGGAACAUCUACCUUAUAUAGACCUAAUACAGGAUGUGUUACCUCUACUGUGAUUUGCCUUUUGAGAACAAACAUUGCCUUCACCUUCUUGGCUAUAUUAUUCAGUCUCGUACAGUUCUUCUUUGAUACUCUUGGUGUAGUAAACAAGUGGCUAAAGGCUUUUAGAAGAAAUGCUGUGGGAAGCAUUAUAACAGUUCUUUUUUGUGUCGCCAUAGUGGGUGUGUGCUACUAUUGCACUGUGCUUAUUGAGCAACAAGAAGAAAAAACAAAGACAGACAGAGAAUCAAAAAUAGAAGUAAAAUUUGAUAUUAGCUACUAUUUGAUUACUGGUGCAGGAGCCGUGGCAAUCCUUGCCUCAGCAGCUAAUUUACUUCGUCGUUAUCCAUUGUAUGAUGACCGUGGAGAUGGAGGAGGCCUGCUUGAUGACUAUGAUGGAUCAGAAACAUUCUCGGUUAGGGUUUCUCAUUCAGAACAAUGGCCUUACAGGAGGGAAUUACAUCAAACUGAAGGCCAUCCUCCACCACCACCCUAUACACCAUAGUCCCUUUUCAUGAUCCUUGCAAUUCUGUUAUUAUGCAAGAUAAGGAAACUCCAGUCAUGAAAAGUAUGAGGUGAAAGUUAACCAGUUAUCUAAAAACUACAGUGUUCUAGAAGGUAUACAACUGUGUACAGUAAUCAGGCAAUAUAAAGUAUGAAAUCAAAAAUGAUUUUUUUUAGCUUUUUGGUAUCCACUACUUGCUAACUUGGAGUAAUGACUUGUUGGUAUAGAAAGAUACAGAACAUGAACAGAUUAUAAUAUGUGUGUUGUAAAAUUAUGAACUAUUUGUUCCUAGCAAAUUCUAAUAUAGUUAUGGAAUUAGUUGGGUGAAGUAUUAUCUGCGUAAUCAAGAGUUAAUUGUUAAGAAGUUUGUUAUGCUUUGAUCUGUUUCAUCUAUAUUUGUGGCAUGCUCAUAACUUGAAUUUUUAUGUAAAAUUGUGAAUUAACUAAUAAAAUGAUAUGAUAUGUUAUGUGGGUUUAAUUUUAAAGUUAUAUUUGAAUGGAAUAUUUAAAUACAGUAGAGUGUUAUGUGUGAAUUUUAGCUUAUAUAACUAUAAUAAAAGUCGUAGUACUACUGUAUUAAAUUUUGUUGACUACAGUUUUUUCAUAUACUUAUUUGAAUAGAACAGGAAACUAAUGAUCUAACUGACUUUUUACUGAAGAAGAACAGAACAGAUAAAGAAUUUUACUGCAGUAGUAGGCUAGGAUUACUAAUGAAUUAAUGUAUCCUUUUGCUAAAAGGAUAAGACAUGAAGAAAUGUUUUAAUAUGACUUCUUUAUCAAUAGAAUAAUCAGGACAAGUAAUAAAUUAACGUGGUUUCUUUACUAAGAAAUUGGACAGGAAAAUAAUGAUUUAAUGUGCAGAAUAGAGAGUGAAUUAAUAUGUCAUUUUUAACAAAAUAAUAGAACAGGACAAGUAAUUAAGUGUGUCAACUUUACUAAAUCAAAACCAAAAGCCAUCAAUUAAUGUAUCUUAAAAAAUAAUAGAAUGGGAUAAGUAAUGAAUAAUGUGGCACUUUUUACUAAAUGAUAGAAAAGAUCAAAUCAAGCAUUAAUGCAACCAUUUUACUAAAAUAAUGGGAGAGGAUAGAAAAUAAUUGGUCUUUUAAAGAAUAGACCAUGUGAAAUGAUGAAAAGUGUAGUGUCUUUUAUAAUAUUAAAGGAAUGGAACAAGCCAAUUGGCCCGGCAUGGCCAGGUGGUUAGGGUGCUUGACUUGCAAUUUGUGGGUUGUGGGUUUGAAUCCCCAUU
Limulus polyphemus (Atlantic horseshoe crab) is the source of this 2337-nucleotide messenger RNA. Its product is annotated as transmembrane protein 127-like. Lineage: Eukaryota; Metazoa; Arthropoda; Merostomata; Xiphosura; Limulidae. The record is from RefSeq and is a predicted model, not a curated record. The transcript is spliced from 4 exons. Gene Ontology annotation, biological process: negative regulation of cell population proliferation; negative regulation of TOR signaling. Gene Ontology annotation, cellular component: membrane. Bases 252 to 1091 code for a protein of 279 amino acids.